AUGUUACGAUCUACAAAUGGUUUAUUUUUAAUAAACAAAGUUAAGGGUGCUGCAUUCCACUUCAGGUAUUCAUCAAUUAGCACUGAAUGUGAACCUGAAAAACCAUGCAUACGAACUCCUGUUCCCGGACCGAAAACACAACAACUUUUUAAAGAACUGAACUCACUACAGCAAGCAGGUGCAGUGCAACUGUUCGCCGAUUAUGACAAAUGCAUUGGAAACUACUUCGUUGAUGCCGACGGUAACACGUUUCUUGAUGCUUUCACUCAAAUAUCGUCUAUACCUAUUGGGUACAACCAUCCAAAGUUGAUGAACAUUUUUAACGAUCAGCAUAACUUGAAACAACUGAUCAAUCGACCGGCAAUAGGAGUCUUUCCCUCUUCAAACUGGCCCGAAAUGUUGAAGAGUGUGUUGAUGUCGGUGGCGCCUCGUGGCCUUAAUUGCAUAGCGACCAUGAUGUGCGGUUCUUGUUCCAACGAAAACGCAUACAAAACUGCCCUCAUGUGGUACCGCACCAAGGAACGCGGGGGAAAGACAGAUUUUACAACGGAUGAAAUGGAGUCAUGUAUGAUGAACCAGCCUCCGGGAGCCCCUGAUCUCUCUAUUAUGUCGUUUAAUGGCGGUUUUCACGGCCGCACAUUUGGCGCUUUGUCCACUACCCGAUCAAAGCCCAUUCAUAAGCUGGACUGUCCAGCAUUCGAUUGGCCAAUGGCGCCUUUUCCGAAAUACAAAUACCCGUUAGAUCAGAACGAACGUGAAAAUUGUGAAGAGGAUAAAAAAUGUUUAGAGCAAGUGGAAGAUAUAAUAGAGAAGUACAAGAAGUGCAAACCAGUAGCCGCGAUCGUCGUGGAACCAAUUCAAGCAGAGGGCGGUGACAACCAUGCGUCAUCCGAAUUCUUCAGGAAUCUACAGAAAAUAUGCAAAAAGAACGGCGUUGCGUUCAUCAUAGACGAAGUGCAAACAGGCUGCGGGCCCACUGGCAAGAUGUGGUGCCACGAGCACUUCGACCUACCCACGCCUCCCGACAUCGUCACCUUCAGCAAGAAGAUGCUCACUGGAGGCUUCUAUUUCAGCGAGAGUUUCAUGCCCCCACAGGCGUACAGAGUCUUCAACACAUGGAUGGGAGACCCGGGCAAGAUGAUCCUGCUUAAGCAAGUGCUAUCAGUCAUUAAAGAGGACAACCUAAUUUGUUCGACUCAGGACACCGGCAAUUAUUUGAAGGAGGGUCUCCAUAAACUAGAGAACGAGAUGUCGCACGUAAUCAGCAGUGUACGAGGUCUUGGCACAUUCAUAGCUUUCAACGCGCCCACGUCUGAAGCGAGGGACAAGAUAAACGCUGACUUGAAGAAAAACGGUGUGCUUGGUGGAGUAUGCGGGGAGACUGCAAUUCGUAUUCGACCGGCCUUGAUAUUCCAAAGGAAACAUGCAGAUAUCUAUUUAGACACUUUGAGGAAAACACUUAAAACAAUU
Iphiclides podalirius (scarce swallowtail) is the source of this 1470-nucleotide messenger RNA. The record is from the annotation of a GenBank genome assembly. NCBI's taxonomy places the organism in Eukaryota, Metazoa, Arthropoda, Insecta, Lepidoptera, Papilionidae.